AUGUCAUCAUUAUUUUCUGCCAUGAAGUCUGACACUUCCUCGAAGAGUCGUGGCAAUCUCCAAGAAGAGGCAGAAUGUGAAUCCAAGCAUGCCGCAACUGGCGUUAACACAAGUCUUGAUUCACCACAGGGACAUGCGAGAAAUAACAAUACUUCUGAAAACAUGACGUCUAAUCCUCCCAUUGAUCCUAGAAAUGUUUCAAGUGCUAAUUCUCAACACCGCCAACACUCAUCAGCACCCCCGAAUGCAAAGACCAACCAUGGCCAUCACACUAGUAAUCGUAGCGAUAGCUUAGAGAGCUCAAAUGCACCAUUUAGGCCUCAUACCGGUGGUGACAUCCGGUGGGAUGCAAUUAACAUGGUGAAUGCCAAUAGUGCAGUUGGUCUUAGUAACUUUCGGCUUCUCAAGCGUCUUGGGUAUGGAGACAUAGGAAGUGUUUACCUUGUUGAGCUUAGAGGAACUAGUGCUCAUUUUGCUAUGAAAGUUAUGGAUAAGGCUUCACUUGCAAGUAGAAAUAAGCUACUGAGAGCACAGACAGAGAAGGAGAUCCUUGGGCUUCUUGACCACCCAUUCUUGCCUACCCUCUACUCUUAUUUUGAGACUGAUAAGUUCUAUUGCUUGGUCAUGGAGUUCUGUAGUGGAGGCAAUCUUCAUACUCUUCGCCAGAGGCAACCCAACAAGUAUUUUACGGAGGAAGCAGCACGGUUUUAUGUUUCUGAAGUAUUGCUAGCGCUGGAGUAUCUACACAUGUUAGGCAUUGUCUAUAGGGAUUUGAAGCCAGAAAAUGUCCUAGUAAGAGAUGAAGGUCAUAUAAUGCUCUCUGAUUUUGAUCUCUCACUUCGCUGCUCCGUCAAUCCAACUCUUGUCAAGUCCACAUCUACACAUUCAAGCAAUGGUGGAGGGAAUAGUGGUGGUGGCAUUUUGGAUGAAGAAUAUGCAGUGCAUGGUUGCAUACAACCUUCAACAUUUUUCCCUCGCAUUUUGCCUAGCAAAAAGAAUCGUAAAUCUAAAUCAGACUUUGGACUUUUCGUUGGAGGCUCCCUCCCAGAACUAAUGGCAGAGCCAACGAAUGUACGCUCCAUGUCAUUUGUAGGCACCCAUGAAUAUUUAGCCCCAGAGAUUAUUCGAGGAGAGGGUCAUGGCAGUGCGGUGGACUGGUGGACCUUUGGGAUCUUCUUAUAUGAGUUGCUGCAUGGAACAACUCCAUUCAAAGGCGCAGGAAAUAGGGCUACACUAUUCAAUGUUGUAGGGCAGCCAUUGAGAUUUCCGGAUACACCACAAGUGAGCUCUGCCGCUCGAGAUCUGAUUAGAGGUCUUUUAGUGAAGGAACCCCAUAAACGCAUUGCAUACAAAAGGGGAGCCACAGAGAUAAAACAACAUCCAUUUUUUGAAGGUAUGAACUGGGCUCUAGUCAGAAGUGCCAUGCCUCCACAUGUACCUGAACCAGUAGACUUCUCACAAUAUGCUAGCAAAGAGCCACCGCCAGCUGCUAAUAAUAAGAAGACGGCAGAUACUGAAGUUGAUAAAACCAAUGGCAGUCCUGGUCAUCAUGAUUCUUCCUAUAUAGAAUUUGAAUACUUCUAG
Molecule: messenger RNA, 1584 nt
Organism: Manihot esculenta (cassava)
Lineage: Eukaryota; Viridiplantae; Streptophyta; Magnoliopsida; Malpighiales; Euphorbiaceae
Product: serine/threonine-protein kinase AGC1-7
Exons: 3
Coding region: 1-1584 (527 amino acids)
Biological process (GO): protein phosphorylation
Cellular component (GO): nucleus; plasma membrane; cytoplasm
Molecular function (GO): protein serine/threonine kinase activity; ATP binding
Source: RefSeq, a predicted model, not a curated record